Papilio xuthus (Asian swallowtail) is the source of this 1254-nucleotide messenger RNA. RefSeq names its product RNA terminal phosphate cyclase 1 (gene Rtc1). The transcript is spliced from 6 exons. Gene Ontology annotation, cellular component: nucleolus. NCBI's taxonomy places the organism in Eukaryota, Metazoa, Arthropoda, Insecta, Lepidoptera, Papilionidae. Bases 88 to 1236 code for a protein of 382 amino acids. The record is from RefSeq and is a predicted model, not a curated record. Gene Ontology annotation, biological process: endonucleolytic cleavage of tricistronic rRNA transcript (SSU-rRNA, 5.8S rRNA, LSU-rRNA); ribosome biogenesis. Gene Ontology annotation, molecular function: RNA endonuclease activity.
CACGUGCGUUUGCUUUGUACACAACACAUAUACCGAUCGUUAUUAUUUAAUAAUUUUAAUUUAGUUUAAUGAAAGUUUACUAAUAUAAUGCCAGCUAUAAUAAAAGAUGAUGUACUUGUGUACAAAGGCAGUAACUUGUUCCGUCAGAGGUUGCUUCUCUCUGUUUUAAGUGGGCGAGCUAUUAAAAUAGAGGAUAUUCGGAGCAAUCACGAUGAUCCAGGGCUGAGAGAAUACGAAGUGAAUUUGAUACGUCUUAUAGACAAGAUAACAAAUGGUACGAGGGUGGAGCUAGGCGAGACUGGUACAUCUAUGUACUUUCAGCCUGGUAUUCUUGUUGGAGGUCAAGUUACACACAGCUGCUGCACUCAACGAGGAAUAGGGUAUUAUCUAGAGGUUCUAUUAGCUGUUGGUCCAUUCUGCAAGGAGCCGUUGAAUGCAGUACUGCAAGGUGUCACCCAUCAUGAGCUGGACGUCUCUGUGGAUAAAGUCAAGUUGGCAGCACUGCCUGUAUUGCUCAAGUUUAUACUUGUUGAUGACGGAUUAGAACUUAAAGUUGUCAGGAGAGGUGCUCCACCCCUCGGUGGUGGUGAAAUAGUGUUUCGAUGUCCAGUACGUCGCCAUCUUCGACCACUGCAGUGGACUAAAUGGGGCCUGGUGAAGAGGAUACGAGGUGUUGUGUACGCGUUGCGUGUCUCACCCACAUUCGCCAAUAGAGUAGUAGAAUCCGCAAAAGGGGUAAUGCUGAAUUUCCUCCCAGAUGUCUACAUAAAUACAGAUCAAUGCAGAGGACCCAAUGCUGGAAAGAGUCCAGGGUUCGGUGUCAGUCUGGUUGCUGAGACCAAUGAGAAGACAUUCUAUUGUGCUGAAGCUAAAUCUGAAGAGGUUGGCAGUGGAGAGAUAUCAUUGCCGGAGGAGAUAGGCAGACAGUGUGCACUGAAGCUUGCAGACGAGAUAUAUCGAGGUGGCGCGGUCGAUUCCUCCUUCCAGUGGCUCUUGGCACUCUGGAUGGCGCUGGGACAGAAGGAUGUCAGUGAAUGUGUGGUUGGACCUUUAUCAGAUUACACAAUCAGUUUCCUGCAGCAUCUGAAAGAGUUCUUUGGAGUGAUGUUCAAGUUAGAAGUGCUCCGCUCCGAGCUGGACGACUCUGAUGAGGAAGACGACGUAGUUGACGCUAACAAAGUCAAAAUGACAUGUGUCGGUAUAGGUUAUGUUAAUAUUAGUAAACGCACAAUGUAAUAAAUAUUUGUUAAUUAA